AUGACGAAACGACUUAAUUUACCAUAUACCACGCAAGACCUAUUCCCCCAGUCUGCUCCAUCCACCAAACACGGCUCCUCCUCCAUGCGAGCCGGAUCAAUUGCUUCAACACCAUCAUCGCUAUAUAUCCCGCGUCCUACAUUCCACCACAACUCCUCCACGUCAUUCAAGUUUAAAAAUAAAUUCAAAAAUGUAAAUACCAUGGUAAAGAGGCUAUUCAAGCCGAGCACAUUAGACUUUGAAACGGCAAUAUGGGAGAUAUUCCAUUUGAUCCUUAAUCCAAAGAAGAUGUAUCGAUCGCAUUACUAUUACCGACAACAACUGCAACAGCAACCAGAUGGGAAAACGUCAUACACGAGAGACGACCCGUCGUUUUUGAUUUUGGUUACUGGGUUCCUCUCGGUGAGUGCAAUUGCGUGGGGGUUGGCCUAUUCUCCGUCUAUCUUGGAUAUAUUUAAAUUGAUUUUGUACAUGGUGGUUGUUGAUUUUUACCUUACUGGGUUUGUCAUUGCAACUGUAACGUGGGUGGCGACAAAUAAAUUAUUCAAUCUAGAAGUGGGGUUGAACAAGUACAGUGCAAACUACAUUGAGUGGGGAUUUUGUUUUGACAUUCAUUGCAACUCAUUUUUGAUCAUUUGGUGCUUACUUUACGUUGUCCAGUUUAUUCUAUUGCCAAUCAUCAGAAUCAAAAAGUCAAUAAUUGCAUUGGUUUUAGGCAACUCGCUAUACUUUGGCAGUAUCGGGUACUAUUUUGUUGUGACCUUCUACGGAUUCAACUCGUUGCCAUUCAUCUCAUCAAACGUGGUAAAGCUGAAUGACCGCAACCCCGCACGGGUCUUGCAAUUGAUUGUGGUAGCCGGUAUCUUGCCUCUUUUGGCAAUUGCAUGGCUUUUCACAAUCCUAAUCCGAUUCAACGUAGCCUCAAAAUUGGUUGAAACUUACUUCAAUUAA
Lodderomyces margitis is the source of this 951-nucleotide messenger RNA. RefSeq lists its product as uncharacterized. The transcript has a single exon. Gene Ontology annotation, cellular component: Golgi membrane. Bases 1 to 951 code for a protein of 316 amino acids. The record is from RefSeq and is a predicted model, not a curated record. NCBI's taxonomy places the organism in Eukaryota, Fungi, Ascomycota, Pichiomycetes, Serinales, Debaryomycetaceae.